Molecule: messenger RNA, 3841 nt
Organism: Zootoca vivipara (common lizard)
Lineage: Eukaryota; Metazoa; Chordata; Lepidosauria; Squamata; Lacertidae
Source: RefSeq, a predicted model, not a curated record
UGGAGCCGGAUCCCUUUCUAAACAUCUGUUUCCCAGACUUGUUGCUUAUUUUGUAUGCCGUCCGCUGCAGGGGCCGCUUCACUCCUUGGCUCAUAGCUCAGGCAGAAAAACAAAACAAAGCUUGAAGGUGUUGGCAGGAUUAAUGGUGGGGAAAGUGACUCUGAUGUCCCGUUCCCCUGCAGCUUCGUGUUGACUCUGGUUUGUGUUUUGUGUGUGAGAGACAGACAAAUAGAUACAGUAGCCUACAGUUUCUCAGCCGAGGAGGCAGCUUGUUGCUACCGUAUUUUAACUUCUUUUUGCUUGCAUUUAGAGCAGUGAUGGCGAACCUAUGACACCCGUGUCAGACGUGACACGCAGAGCCCUCACUGCUGGCACAUGCCCCAUCGGCCCAUUCGCACUGUUGUCGUUUUCCCCCCAUUUGUUCUCUUGCUCCUCCUACAGCUUGUCUCCACUACAGCUUGUCUCUGCUGUUAAAACCAGGAUACUUUGUUGCUGUUGUUGCUGUUGCUGGUAGCCCUUUCUGUGCUGUUUCUUUCCUGGUGCUUUGGCAGACUAUGAUUGGGUGUAACAGCGUUCGUUUUUAACCCGUUCUGUGCUGGGUUUUUUGGCGCUUUGGCAGACUAUGUCGGUGCUGCGUGUUAGUUCCAGCGAAGUUGCACAAAUUCCUUCUUCCAAGCGCAAGCCCCCUGCAGGGAAAUCCCCAGACCACACUAUAAAGAGACUUCCUUCUCCAUGCUUCAUCCAAUGUGUCCAAGCUGGGGAGAUGAAGUCCAUCAGUGGAGCUGGGCUGCUGUUUCUUCUGCAAAGUGCAGUUGCAGCAAAUGUCACUGCAGCAAGGCUGACAGCUGGGCCAUUUGCUAAUGUGACUGGUUCUUUGGACGACCACAAAGUUUGCCAAUGUUCCGUGUUCUUACCAGACACCACAUUCCCUGUGCAGAGGAUGGAGAGCCUUGAGAUCUUAGCCCGACAGCUCUCAAAUAAAUUUGAGAGUGAGCUUUCAAAAAUUACCAAGUACACCAAAGAAAUUGAAAUGUAUGAAAAAAGGAUUGUAAACCUAACCAUCAAGAUUGAGCGCAUGGAGAAGACGAGCAUUUCUUACACUGAACUGGACUUCCAACUGAUGAAACUGGAAAUCAGUGAAAUGGAGAGGCUAGUCACACAGCUGAAAAGUACGCUACCGGGAAGCAAUGUGAUUGUGGAGCAGCUGUACGGAGAGAUUAAGAAUUUGAGUCUCAUGGUGAAUGAACUGGAAUCGCUGGAUAAGCAUAACAUCCUUGCAGUCCGCCGAGAAAUUCUGGCUUUAAAGAAUAAAUUGCAAGAAUGUGAAGCGAAUACAAACCAGAGCACCACCAGCCACUACAUCCCUCCUGGAAGCUGCAGUCAUGGUGGAAUUGCAAAUGCCAGCCAGCCCUUUGUGAUUCAACUAAACUGGAGAGGAUUUGACUACAAAUAUGGUGCCUGGGGAAGGUAUACCUCUCCCCUGAACCCUGAAAAGGAGCUCUAUUGGGUUGCACCACUGAACACUGAUGGAAGAUACCUGGAAUAUUAUAGACUUCAUGAUUCCUUUGAUAAUUUAUUGCUGUUCAGAUACUCUAAUCAAUUCAGAAUUCUAUAUGGCCAGGGCAGUGGCAUGGUUGUUUACAACAACUAUAUGUAUUUUAACCAACAUGGCUCAAGAGAUAUGAGCAAACUAGAUUUAAGCACCAAUACUGUGGUGCUGAAGAAAACUCUUCCAGAUGCUGCUUUUAACAAUCGGUUCUCAUAUGCAGGGGUGUCAUGGCAAGAUCUGGAUUUUGCUGUGGAUGAGAACGGAUUGUGGGUAAUUUACUCAAAAGAAGCUGGCACAGGUAAUAUGGUGAUUAGCAGACUGAAUGAAACAACUCUUGAGGUCAUCCGUACAUGGGAAACGAGGCAGUACAAGCCAGCCGUGUCCAAUGCUUUUGUUGUAUGUGGUGUGCUCUAUGCCACAAGGCCCAUCAAUACUAGGAAAGAGGAAAUAUUUUACACAUAUGACACAAACACAGGAAGAGAAGGCAGAACAAGCAUCACUCUAGAUAAAAUGCUAGAAACAAUUCAGAGUAUCAACUACAGCCCUGUAGAUGGUAAACUUUAUGUGUUCAAUGAUGGCUACCUUGUUCAGCAUCAGUUAACCUUUCAACCUCUUCCACACUAAAAUUGAAGCAGAGGAAUAGGGAAAGCAGAAGUCUGGCCUGUUUGUACCUCAUUUGUACCCAAUAUUGCUGCUACAUUUCUGAGGGGCGAGGGGCAGAAAUGUAAUACUGUAUUAACUCAUGGCAACAUACAGGCUCUAUCCAUGCCACCUACUUUUGGAAAAGUUGGGGCAAGGUCCAGCCAAUGUUGAACACUUAAAUUUCAAUUAUUUCACCAGCAGCUAAUUAAGCUUUUGCUUAUCUUUCCCAUUGAAAUGAGCAGGACUUUGAACUGCUUGAGCUUGGCUUGAUUGUGCCCAUAACGAUACGCCUUGCAGCUCCUGGUUCAGACCAAUUGUCCCUUUAGGUCAGUGUUCUUCCUGUGUGUGAUGCGCAGAUCUGUUACUAGAAAAACAACAACAACCUGGUCUUUUUGGAUUGGGGCAGGGGAAUAGAGUCAUUUCUACUCCAUAUCAUUUGCUAUGCAGACUUAAAACAUUUCCUCUUAAAGCACCACCACUGUUAUUACAUUUCCCCAGCGCUCAAAUUGCAGUAGUUCAUUGCAGUGAGAACUUGGUUCUGCUCCCGGGCUGCAGUUUGUGUGUGUCAUAAGCACCACUUGGUUAGCUUUUGUGAUAUCAGAAUGACAAAUGACAACUCCUUGUCUGUACUCCCUCCCCUUCUCCUGUGCCUUAUAGUGACAUGUUUUAGACAUGAUUUUAUAGUUUUAAAAUAUUGUUUGAAUGUCAUCAACACUCAUCUAGCCUUGCUAACAAAAUGAUGAAAUGUUUUAAAGGGGAAAGUGAUAUAAAUUGUAGACUGAGGACUCUUUCAUCUUUCUGGUGCUUUGCCAAUUUCACUUUGGAUAGUAAGAAUAGUAAGAAACUGAUAACGCUUUUGGGGACAGGCCCUUUAUGGUUACUACCCCUCUCCACUGACUCCCACAAGUAUAUAUUGUGAAAUCUGGAUGGGGCCUUAAAGUUAUUGCUCAGGGAUAUGUGGAAGGAUCACAAAGGAAAAAAUACAGUUAGUGGAUAAGCACAUGAGACACACUCCUUUUGUGAAAGCCCAGAUAAAGAAAUUAACGAGAGUUACACAGCAAAGGAUUGUUAUGUUCAUUUCAAUGAGGUUUGCUCAAGAGAACAAUCCACAAGGUAGAUUGUGACCUUUAUGUCCACACAACAUACAGUAAUGCAAACCAGGGUGUAUGCAAAACAAUUUGCCACUAAUGUAAAAGUACUGCCAAUUUUAGCCAAAUAUUCAUCUGAAUCUUUGGAUAGAUUCCAGUCCUCAAGCUUCUUGAUGUAAAAGAGUCCAGCAAAGGUAAUAAAGAUUUAGGCCAAAUGAAUCCUUCCUUUUUUGGACUGGAAUAUAUAAAAAAUGGUGCAUUGCUGUUGUCCCUACUUUUAGAGGAAAUGGGAGAGAAAUACUGAUUGGUUUAUGAAAGGGGGGGGGUCUUAUUUGUGACAUUUUGGACAAUAAAUUCCAAGAUGCUGUGCAAACAUUUGUAAACCCCUCUUUUGUUGUAAUCAAUGAGUGAAUUGGUUUUGUAGCAAGAAAUUCUAAUAUGCUAUGCCAUCUUUUGCAUUUUUAUUAAUUAUGAAUAAUUGUGAUUAGAAUUUUGAAUGAACUACAUACAGUAAAUUUUCUGUGACUUCUGUAUUUUGUAAAUAAAUGAAAACUCUAGACCA